AUGCGUCUCGGCGCCGCUGUGCCUGUGGAUGCAUCACACAGCAUGCUGGGCUACAACUACCUCACAGGCACGCUGCCCAAGCCGCUGGCGGCACUCAAGGCGCUCGACACGGAGCGCAACUUCCUCUCGGGCACCUUCCCCACCGCCUCGCUUGCCUACUGCUCCGCGCGCGGCAACUGCUUCCUCGACGCCACUGCCUGCUUCAGCAUUGACGAGGUGGACCAGAGGGGCGCGGGCUGCAACAUGUGCGGGUCGAGCAACGGGCAGCUGCCGAUGUGUGGCAGGGCCAUGUGCACGCCAGACCCCUCGGCAUACGUGGCGUCCGAAGUGCCCAACAGCGGCACCGCGCCCACCCUCGCCCUCAAGUGCCCGGCUCUUCCUCUUGAUGCCACCUCCUCGGCGGCGUUGCUGAACAUAGGGGCGGCGCUGGGAGUGACGCACACGGACUGGAGCGCCAGCAGCGGCUGCAAAAUCAUCGGGCAGGCCAUCGCCCCCAAGUCCUGGCCGGGCGUCUUGUGCAGCGGCAGCGGCGCCGUCGUCUCCCUUGUUGUGAACAACUUGAACCUGCGGGGAACCAUCCAUGCAGACAUGACCAAACUCUCCAGCCUCACCUACCUGCAUGUGGGGUACAAUCUGCUGUACGGUCGUCUCGCCACCUUCGUCUCCAACAUCACGCCGCUCACCGCCAUUGUCACUCUGUGCGUCCCCUUUCGCCCCUCUCCUCGCCCUCCCACCCUCCUCUCACAUUCUCGCCUCACUGCUGCAUUCUGCACUCCUCUCACAUCCCUUGCUCUGUCUCUGCAGUCCCCUCGCUCUGUCUCUGCAGUCCCCUCGCUCUGUCUCUGCAGUCCCCUCGCUCUGUCUCUGCAGUCCCCUCGCUCUGUCUCUGCAGUCCCCUCGCUCUGUCUCUGCAGUCCCCUCGCUCUAUCUCUGCAGUCCCCUCGCUCUGUCUCUGCAGGCCCCUCGCUCUGUAUCUGCAUGUCAUUCUUCCUUCUUGCCUUGGCCCUUGAUGCCGCUGCCCCCCCCAACCUCAACUUCAACUACCUCUACGACAGCGUGCCCUCCACUCUGCUCAACAUGCCGUCCCUCACCAAAAUGUCAGCCAUAGGCCUUCCAUCCACUCACGUGCCGUCCAUCCCCUUUCAUUCCCCCACACAGCCGGCUGAGUGCCAACUACCUGACGGGCACGCUGCCAGCUGUGCCCACCAAGCUCAAGUACCUGGCCGUCAACCACAACUUCUUCGCGGCCCCUUCCCCUCGCAAGCCUUCCAGUUCUGUGACAUCCGCAGCAACUGCUUCUAUGGGCUUGGCACGUGCACCAACCCCAACGGCGUGGGCCAGCGCUCCUCUGACUGCGCCAUCUGCGCCACCACCAACGCCACCCCGCCCCUCUGCGGCGGCGCUCCCUGCGUUCUCAACGCCACAGCCGCCCUGGCGGCUGGCACUGUCAACAGCCUCGGCGCCACCCCUCAGCCGUUCUACUGCGGCCCCGCCCCCAUCGACCCCACUGCCGCGCAAGCGCUGCUGGUGCUGAGGGCGGCGCUGGGAGUGACGGAGACGACCUGGCUGGUGGACUCGCCGUGCGACGUGGCGGGCAACCCGCCCAUGCCCGGCAGCUGGGCGGGUGUCGGCUGCGACACCACCGGCCAAGUCCUCACCCUGUCAGUGCCGCUCGCCCUGCAUGCCCUUGCACCGCAUUGCCCCAUGCAAACACGUCCAUCCUUUCCUGACCCACCCUCAUUUCUUGCUCUUCCUAACUGCUGUCCCCAUCCCCCCGGCAAUCGCAGCAACAUGGCGUCCAACCUGUUGGAGGCACGCCUGGGCGAGUGGGCCACGGCGCUCUCCACCCUCAAGGCACUCAAGCACCUCAACCUACAAUUCAACUACCUCACCGGCAGCAUCACGGGCGUCCCAACAGCGGCCUUCAAGACGAUCAACGUGGCGUCCAACAUCCUGGCAGGCUCCUUCCCAGCAUCCUCCACCACCAUGUGUGACGCGCGCAACAACUGCCUGCUCGACGCCUCCAAGUGUGUCUCCUCGGGCUCCUCUGCGCAGCGCGCUGCUGCCGCCUGCACCAUCUGCGGUGGCAGCGCCUCCACGGUGCUGUGCGGUGGGGGGGUGUGCGCGCCCAACACCGCCACGCCGCUCGCCACCAAGACGCCCAACAGCGCCUCCGUUGCCGUGCUGCCGCUCGUCUGCACUGGCGUCCGCGUUGACCCCGCUGCCCUGCCGAUCCUGGCGAACAUGAAGACGGCGCUGGGAGUGCCGCACCAAGGGUGGGGCGUGCAGACGCUGUGCUGUGUGACCAAUCAGCUGAGGGGGCCGGACGACAUGUCGGGCGUCUACUGCAGUGAGCAGGGCACCGUGUGCCGCCCACCCGCUCCUUCCACACUCCCCUGCUCCCACUGCCUCUCCUCGCCACUUGUUCCCACCGCUAAUCUCCCUGCAAGCCCACUGGGAGACUCGCCCGUUGCGCUCAUGCCUGCCACUCACUCCCCACUGCCCCCCUCCCCACUACCCCCCCACAGGGACGUGUCAAGCAACUUCCUGUCUGGCCCCUUGGACCCGUUCAUCUCGCCGCUCACCGGCCUCACCGCACUCAAGAAUCUCAUCAUGAACUACAACUUCUUCUCGGGCUCCAUCCCCUCCGCCAUCUCAGCCAUCAAGAGCCUCACCAUGCUGAGCCUGGGGUGGAACUACCUGACGGGGUCGGUGCCGGUGCUGGGGGCAGCGGUGCAGGUGCUGGAUCUGGAGAACAACUGGCUCAUCGGCAAGUUCCCCGCCACCACCAACUGGCCCAUCUGCACGGCGCGCGCCAACUGCUUCUCCGACCCCACGGCCUGCAAGAACAACAACCAGGGCGUCACGCAGCGCGCCUCAUGUGCCAUCUGCAACAGCGCAGACGGCACGGGCACGCUGUGCAGCAACAACAUCAUCUGCCAGCCCGACCCGGCGGGUGUCAAGGCCUCCACUGCCCUCCGCACCCCCACCACCCCCCUGCUCGCCUUCACCUGCCCCCCUACUCCGCCCGUCACCACGGACGCCACUGCAGCAUCGGCGCUGAUGAACAUCAAGACGGCGCUGGGAGUGACGUACACCAACUGGGCGGCCUCCUCCUCCUCCUGCAGUGUUGCUGGCAGCUUGAGCGCGGGUGGCUUCACGGGCGUUGAGUGUGACUCACUGGGCAACCCCGUCAAGAUCACCCUGGACAGUCAGAAGCUAUCUGGCAUUCUGCAUGCUGACAUCACCAAGCUGACAGCACUCACAUCUAUCUCGCUCAAGUCGAACCUCUUCAGGGCGCGUCUGGAGGAGUUUGGCAGCCGGAUUCCAUCGCUGCCCAACCUCGCAGUGCUCCUGCUCGACUUCAACUGGUUCUUUGGCAGUCUGCCUCCGGCAAUCAUUGGCAUGCCCAAGCUCACACGCCUUGGCCUGUCCUACAACUACCUCACAUACCGUGUGCCGCCGGUGUCAGCAGCGCUCAAGGACAUCGACGUGGGCUUUAACUUCCUCUCGCGCUCCUUCCCUGCCAACACCGCCACGUCAUGCGGCGCCAACAACAACUGCUUCCAGGCCGUCACUGGGUGCACCACCAAGGGCACGGUGCAGCGCAGCACAAGGUGCAGCUUCUGCGAGUCGAGCACGGGGCAGGGCAUGCUGUGCUACGGCUAUGGCGUCUACACCGUCGACGCCUCCGCACCCUUCAACGCCGGCACUCCCAAUUCUGCCGGCGCUGCCACGCUGCCCCUGGCUUGCGUCAACAUGGUGUGCGGCUCCGCGUCACCCGUCCUCUGCCCUUCGGACUGGCGCUGCACCGGGCUGCAGUGUGUCAAGAGUUUCACCAAUUGCAUCGGCUACCUCUGCGUGCCCUAG
Molecule: messenger RNA, 3870 nt
Organism: Closterium sp. NIES-65
Lineage: Eukaryota; Viridiplantae; Streptophyta; Zygnematophyceae; Desmidiales; Closteriaceae
Source: the annotation of a GenBank genome assembly